UCGCCUCUCGUUUGCACUUUGAGUCGUCAUGUAUAGAAGUUUCUCAUAAAUGCUGUGCAAGAGAUCACGAGAAAUAAUUCUUCUUUUCCUCCCCGGCCAGGUAGCAUCUAUAAUUCAGUGAGAAAGUGAACGAUUCGUAACGACCCGAGUCGAGGGGAGAGGAGAAAAGCAAAGAAGGGGAAGGAUAUUAGCCCAGGGGCUGUCCGUGUUGGAAAGGAAUCUUCGCUCUCUCUCCAGUCACACUCAAACGCUCUCAGCCACAGCCUCCCCAAGUCGCUCAGCCGCAGCCCUCUCGUCACUCUAGCACGCUCCAAGAGAGACUGGUCUGUGCCCCGAGGUAAACCAAGAGAGAGGUGCGUCACACCGCCCAGAUGCGGCGGUGGUGGUGGUGGUUAGGUGUGGUAGCGGCCGUGUGGUGCCUGGUUGAGGUCGUCGCGUCGAUACCGGCUCCGGGGUCGUACUACACCGACGAGGCAGCUGGCAGGAUUCUCCAUUACGAUGUCCAUUCCGGUGACUGCGUUCUUUUCGGGGACCGGCGCAUCGUGGACGAGAUCAUGCGCGAGCUGGCAGCGAGCGAGAGUCCCGUGGCGGUGGUAGAGGCUGCUGAGCUGACGCUGAUCUCGACCUGCUACGCGAGGGCUGCCCACGAGAAGAGAGACCACCCCCCUCGGGCGGAGAACUUUCCACAUAUCAUCUACCCUGGAACCAAAUGGUGUGGAACCGGCAACGUUGCAGACGGACUCGAUGACCUGGGUCCCCUCCGCGAAGUGGAUAUAUGUUGCCGAGACCAUGACCUCUGCCCGGAUGACCUCGAGCCCGGCCAGACACGGCACAAUAUAACCAAUGACUCCUCCUUUACCAUGACUCACUGUGACUGCAACGACAGCUUUCGGAAGUGUCUGCAGAAGGUGGGAAGUGCUGAGGCCAAGGAGGUGGGGUCUGCCUAUUUCUCGACUGGCCUUUUCCAGUGUUAUCGCUUAGCUAAGCCAGUCAUCGGAUGCAAGAAGUGGUCUGGUUUGUUGAACCAAGCCUGCCAGGAAUACGAAUUCAGCGAGGAGGGUGAACCUAAAUGGCAAGUUUUCGAUAUGAAAACCUUCGAAUAAUCGAAGAAGAAAGGGAGAAGAAGAAGAUGCAAGCAGGAACUGAAAGAGAAAAAGAAGGAAAUCAGGGUAAAGAGUCAACAGGAUAAGUGACAUGAGAAAGUCAUGAAAACAUUCAACUGGAAAUUAGAUAAAUAGGAAGUCUCUACUUUCAACAGUUUGUGUAAAAGUCAACUACCCCUGGAACUAACAAAGAUUUUUUAAAUUUAUAUAUAGUCAUUACAAAAUACAAGUAAAAAAUGCACACUCAAGUUUUCUGUACAGCACACACGUAAUGCUGUUGGAGCCGCUGCCCAUGAAACUUUCAGCCACCACUCUGCGGUUGCUUGUCUUCAAGUGUUGCCAGACUGACGAUCAUGGCUGACUUUAACCAUAUAUAAAGUAAAAACUUGAAGGUAGAGGGAUGCAGUUUGGUAUGUUUGAUGAUUGGAGGGUGGAUGACCAACAUACCAAUUUGCUGCCCCUAACCUCAGUACUUUUUAAGAUCUGAGGGCAGACAGAAAGUGUGGACGGUCAGAAAAAUAGCCAUCUGAAUAGUCUUGUUUUACAGAAAACGAAUAAAAAUGUGUACCAGAAAUGUCGCUGAUGGAUGUAACAGCUUUUAAUAAGAAUAGAAUAGAUAGAAGCACAUCUACUUAUCAUAAAGAAGAAUGUUUAUUUUAUAAUACCUAUCAACUUUUCUGGAAAUGCCUCUUUAAAAAUAAAUGUAAGGAUUCUGACCUCAGCUGUGAAAUGAUUUGUACAGAAUAUCCAGAAUGAGAGUUGAUAGAAUCCACUUGUUUUACCUCAAUAGUGGGUAUUGGGAAAUAAAAAAAAAAACAUUAAAUAAUUAUGACAUACAUAGAAGUGUGUGAAAAGUGCAAAUACAGAAGAUGUAAUGCUGAAGAUCCACUUUUACCUUCAGUGUAAAUAAACAAAUGGUCAUUUGUAUCAAAUAAAAUUAUGACGACAUCAGUAUCCCACGAAAACUUCAGUCAUAAUUACUGUACUUUUUCUCAUCACAGAAAUUUCUUAGAAAAUAAUACUCAGGCUGAUGUAUAGUUUCUGAAGAUGAAUGGUGGGAGGUCGAGGAAUGUUAAGCUUAUUUUUAUUUUCAGUGAUUGCAACAGACUUGCGUCAAGUCAUAUACUGCAGACUGUCUGAAGCAAUUACACUGAUAUUAGCAAAGGUGCUGGGGCCUUGCAGUAUGGAUGGUUGUUUAGUAGAGUGCAAUGCUCUAUAAAUGCAGAAGUUUUUGUUUCAGCUUCAUCGUAAUUAAAAUGUCUUAUGUCUUGGGCAUGCAGUAAAGAAGCCAGCGAUAUUUUUAUUUUAAAUCACGAUAUUUACUUUCAAAACUCUGUUCGUGCUAAGGAAAACUGAAGUUCCAGUAGAAAACAAGAAGGAAGAGAGUUACUUGGUGAUCCAGUUAAUGCUAGGUCAAUCGUGAUGACUUUUUUUAACUCUAAAUCAUGCUAAAAUGUCCUUGGCAAACCUCAAACAAUACACUUGUUCCUUAUAAGACCUUCAGUUUGAAUAUCUGUUAUCUUGGCUCUAAAAAAUGGAAAAGUACUAGAAAUAUCAACAGAAAUCGAACUGUGGGUACAAGUGCGUUGUUUGCAACGAAAUCAUUUUUCUAAAAAUGCGAGCCUUGCUCUCGACUUUUUGUCACCUAAAGUAACUGUUUUCCGGAAGAAAAAUGUAUUAUCCAUUGAGGUAAGUUGGAUAUUAAUUUGUUUUACAGUUCUAAUUAACAACAUAAUGUGGUAAAAACUAAUAAAUUUAGUCUCGACCAACUAAAUCAAUUUGCUCUUUGUGUCAGGCUCAUUUCAGUUCGGCGACCAUGAUGAAAAAUCAACGGGAUUGGUAACGCGUCCCCACCAUCAGAAGUGUUACUGUUUUCCUUUUUUCCACAUUUAGAAAAUGGCUAACGGAGAUCAAUUACGUUCAUGAGUAACAGACGACCGUAAAGACAAUUAAGGACUGUCCCGGAAAUACGGACAAUCAGCGCACAAAUUUCAAACAAAUUAGAAUCCAAUGUUUGUACCAAAGUAUUCAUAGUUUACAUGAAACGAACGCGGCAUGACCAGAGGCAAGGUAAGGAUAAAGAUAAUUUGAUCAGGAAAUCAUAACAGUUACAAGAUGCUUCUAUUUUCGUAGGGGAGAGAGAUCCACACUACAUUAUUGAUACCUAAGCGAUCAGGCAUCGUCUGAAGGUAGAAGAUGCUAUUUCUUCAUCCAUUUGCUAAGAGACACGUCAUAAGUUUUCACAGUGUACCCAUGACAUAUAUCACAAAGGUGUCUCUGUUUAUUGGAGUUCUGUUAUGAAAUGACUCGUUCAUAAGAGAAUGUCAGGAUAAGAUUAGAUCAGGCUGUCUUAUACUCCACAGUUUGAUAAAGAGUCAGGCUAAAAUAAUUCCUGUAUUUUUUUUACUAGUCGCUUUUAAUAACGUUUCAAGUUACGAAUUUAGCAGUACAAUUGAUUUGGAUGGCUAAUUGAAGGUAGGCUUAAAUGAUGAGGAAAUGAUGCUUGCAUUUGAAAAGAAAAGGUCAGGUUUAUGAGGGUGAAUCCAUGACAAGAAGCUGACGAAAAACCAUCAAUGAUAAUAUAAAACUUUGUGUAAGAUAAUGAUAAGAUAUUUUUAUGUAUUUGCAUUGCAAAGAAUAUUGUUAUUUCUGAUAGUCAGUAUUAAGCGCACCUUUUAAAGUGAGCAUGAUGAAUAGACAUCUCAUUGCCGUUUACGACUACAGUAUGCAUAGCACAACGUCUAGAUUAAUUAGAAGCGUGUAUUCUCGAGCAUAGAUCAUUCUUAUUAUCGUUAGUCACAGCGCACUUUCAUCUCAGGCUUUGUUACUUUGCCACUCUUGUGCAACAUUCUCACGCUCUCUCUCCUCUCCCCUACACUUGUCCAACUGGGGGCGUUGGCGUUCCUUUCACGUGUUCUCUACCUAUUGAACUGGUUACAUUUGCCAACCGUCCGGUUGGAAGAAGAUAUGAUAAAUGUGGAUAUAUCGGUGUUCUACAGCACAAAUAUGCCUUAGAAAUAAGUCAUUCACCAUUAUGAUAUCCUAAACUAAGUGUUCUGCAAUUGUCAAGAAAGUUAACUUAUAAUUAGUCUGUAACUGCCCCUUUUCCUGUAAACAUACCACACCAGUCUGUUUGCAACUUUCCUUACCAACAAUUAUUUCUCUCACGGAAUCGCCGUUGUCAAAUCUCUAAAGAAUAGAUUCCAACGAAGCGUCCAUUGUGUGUUUCGGUGUUUCGAAAACAGUUGUCAUUCGAAUUUCAAAAUUUUGAAAAGCUUGUUUCGUCAGCAAACAGACCGACCUGCAAUGCCUCGGAUAAUCAUUCUUACAGGACAGCGCGAUUCCUUGCUACUCUGGUAUGGGGCGACUGUAAGCUUAUAACGAUGUUGUCUAUCAAAGUGACCAAUUGUAGAUGUAAUGAAUACAAAACCAAAAGUAUUACCUUCAAAAAUUAAGUAUGAUUAAUAGUUACUAUGUUGAUUUUACUGUAUUUUUUUUUAUUGAUUUUUUACUUCUUAAGGAUUUUUAAAAAGUUAUUGCUGUCAGUCAUGUCCAAGUUUUUAAAAAAUGUCCCCCUCCUGUUUUAGACAGAGAGCGUGGGACUUUUUUUUUCCCCAGUAGGUUUGACUUAGCAUUUAAUUAAGAUGUCAACCCGGUCAAUAUUUUGUGCUGCAACUGUUGUGAUUUUCCUGUCACCGGGAUUAUGGUAAGCUGAUUAAAGCUCCUUUAAAAUAAAAGUAAAGUUGGACAUUUCA
Macrobrachium nipponense is the source of this 4858-nucleotide messenger RNA. Its product is annotated as phospholipase A2-like. NCBI's taxonomy places the organism in Eukaryota, Metazoa, Arthropoda, Malacostraca, Decapoda, Palaemonidae. Gene Ontology annotation, biological process: arachidonate secretion; phospholipid metabolic process. The record is from RefSeq and is a predicted model, not a curated record.